Molecule: messenger RNA, 912 nt
Organism: Fusarium falciforme
Lineage: Eukaryota; Fungi; Ascomycota; Sordariomycetes; Hypocreales; Nectriaceae
Product: MFS domain-containing protein
Exons: 4
Coding region: 1-912 (303 amino acids)
Biological process (GO): xenobiotic detoxification by transmembrane export across the plasma membrane
Molecular function (GO): fluconazole transmembrane transporter activity
Source: RefSeq, a predicted model, not a curated record
AUGAUGACAUACCAGAUGAGAGCGGUUUACCCCCAGAACGCCACGGAUAUUGUUCUUGUCGAUUGCUCGCGCAAGCUCCUGGUGACGUUUCAAAUUUGCAUCCUCAACUUUGGCAUCUACAUCGGGAGCUCCAUCUACACGCCCGGUGAACUAAGUGUCAUGGAAGAGUUCGGUGCCAAUGAGAUUGUGGCGACACUUGGACUCUCGCUGUUUGUUCUUGGUUACAGCCUUGGCCCCAUGCUCUUUUCGCCCAUGUCUGAAACGCCACAGAUUGGUCGGAGCAGGAUUUACUUCUGGACCCUCUUCGCCUUUGUCUUGUUGGAACUGCCGACGGGUUAUGCCACAAACAUGGCCAUGCUGCUCGUCUUUCGAUUUCUGACGGGCUUCUUGGUGGUCCAGUUCUCGCAACCGGAGGGGCGACAAUCAUGGACAUGUACCCUCCAGUGGAGGUGCCUCAUGGGUCCUCUCAUCCGAGGCUUCGCUGCCCAGGCUAAAGGUUGGCGCUGGACUAUCUGGGAGCUGACCUGGCUUUGCGCUGCAGUCCUGACCAUGAUAUUCUUCUUGAUGCCCGAGACCAGCCAAGCCAACAUUCUCUACCGAAGGGCGAAGCGAUUGAGAGCUGUGACGGGUGAUUCGAGGCUGAAGAGCCAGUCAGAGAUCGAUGCCGAAGGAGUCACUGUCAAGGAUAAUCUCAUUGUCUUGGCAAGGGCUUUUACUCUGACGUUUUCCGAGCCGGUCGUAUUCUUUUUGGACCUUUAUUGCGCACUCAUAUACGGCAUUCUUUACCUUUGGUUUGAAUCAUUCCCAUUGGUAUUUGGGGACACCUAUGGGUUCAACAUUGGUCUUCAAGGGCUUGUCUUUCUCGGCAUUUUCGUUGGAGGAGUUCUCACCUUGCCCUGCUACCUAUACUAG